Molecule: messenger RNA, 1173 nt
Organism: Seminavis robusta
Lineage: Eukaryota; Bacillariophyta; Bacillariophyceae; Naviculales; Naviculaceae
Source: the annotation of a GenBank genome assembly
AUGGAUGCCUUAGCGGAACCGCUUCUGGCCUCCAAAGAGGACGACCAUGAGCAAGAGAGGGCUCCCACGGGCAAAUGCGGCGAAGUCGAAGUUGCAGUGAACAGUGGAGCUGAUCCAGUUGGUGCCAUCACUUCAUUGGACGAAGAAUCUGCUGAGGUCGCACAGUCAAAUCGUGGCGAGGAAGGAAACAAUGAACAUGGAUCUUUUCCCACAAUGACAGAAGAAUCGACCAACCCAGCCCUUCCCACGCGUCUUGUACAUAUUGGCCGCAAGUUCUUGCUGACCCCCCUGAUGCCCAAAGGCCCCAGCAAUCUCAAGAUGCAGCUAAGGUUUCUCAGAUUUCUAGGAGUUACACUACUUGGAAUCGUAGCCACACACUUCUUUGUCUUCACUUUGAACUGGGAACAUCGCAAGGGACUCACACUCUAUGAUACAUGGGUAUAUGAGGGAAAUCUUAUUCUGCUCGAUUGUAUUGCCAUGUUCAGUGUUGGUAGACUCUUCGACAGGAGCGCCGUGGAUCAUUUGGCAUGGAUGUCGGUCAUGCUCCUGAGUUCUCUCUACACAAGUACCUUGCCCCACGUAUCCUGGCUUCGGCAUUCUGUGACUCUUUAUGAGUUGCAUUGUACUUGGCCUUGGCAACUGUGGAUCUUUGUCGUUGCACUCUGCGUCCCCGUCUGCGCCGGUGUUGUGAUUCUGCACCUUCGACAUGCUCAACUCCAGGAAGAUCUAACGAGAAAAACCUUCGAAGUCAUGCUUACCAUGAUCCUCUUUUUGGUACCCCAAAUGCUACAUACCAAUUUUGAAUUCCAUCAUUGGUUUGCUGGAUUGUUGUGUGGGAUGCACGCCAACUAUGACGUGUGGUGGAGCCAACUUGCGAUGGCCUGGUGCUGGGGCCAAUACGUAAAUGGGAUUGCCGUGUGGGGUAGAGAUCCCCCGUUGAAGUGCAGCUAUGCUUCCUACAUCACCAAACGACAAGGAUGUUGCCGCCAUCAUCGUCCAUUGGAAGACACAGUCUUUGGUGUGGCAGAUGGUCACAGGUGGGGAGGGGUGUCGGAAGAGGCCUGUUGGCUCGACGACAGCGCAAUCCACAAUUCUCCUGCUGCUACACUGUUCGAUGACAUCACGUCACUGACAUCCUCUGAUUGGCGACAUUGUGAUGCCCACCCCAACUAA